Messenger RNA from Melanotaenia boesemani (Boeseman's rainbowfish), 3028 nucleotides. RefSeq names its product synaptobrevin-like. Gene Ontology annotation, cellular component: SNARE complex; plasma membrane. The coding region runs from base 733 to 1110 and encodes 125 amino acids. The transcript has 5 exons. The record is from RefSeq and is a predicted model, not a curated record. Gene Ontology annotation, biological process: vesicle fusion; vesicle-mediated transport; SNARE complex assembly. Lineage: Eukaryota; Metazoa; Chordata; Actinopteri; Atheriniformes; Melanotaeniidae. Gene Ontology annotation, molecular function: SNAP receptor activity; syntaxin binding.
AGGAGGAGAGACGCAUUAUUGCAGUUACCUACAGUGCCGUAACACUUUGCACGGAACUACCGCACUUCUCACAAAAGACACAGGGAGGGAGCGAGAGAGAGAGAGAGGAGAGACAGAAAUCUAAGACAGACAGCAGAUUUCUCUCAUGACUGCACUUUUUUUCCUACUAAUUUUGAAAUUGCUUGAAUUUGUUGGAAGCUUUCAGAAGAGGCGACUACCCAACCACCCAAUCAGCUCUGCGUCUCAGUGAGCAUCCAGAAGCAGCUCUAAACGCUCAGCAUCACUUGGAGGAGCUGGAUGCAGCCCUGCUGGAAUUUAAACAUCCGUGGAUAUCUCUUUAAUGGAUUAUAAUUCUGAAGUACUUUUCUCCUGAGCUCCGUCACUUCCUGUUGUCCUUACCAGCCACAUAGUGAGUUAUUGCCCGACCUAUGUGGUUCUGUAUUGCGGUACUUUGCUGACGACUUGCAGUAUACAUGCAUCGCUAGAAGAGCUGCUCUACUGCACCAAGAAGACCCUCCGCCCUUACUUUCUUAAACCUUUUUGCUGAUUAAAAUUAGUGACUUUUACCAUUUUGGACGAGUGCCUAGAAAUUUGCAUCUUUUUUUAUCCUUGAGAUCUUGUUCUCCCUCUUUCUUUUUUUUAUUUCGCGCUGUACUUCAGACCCUCCCUCCCCUGCCUUACAGCCACCCCUCCUUCGCUGUCCGUGAGUCAGUUCAAACAGCUGCAUAGAAGAUGUCUGCCCCAGAUGCUGCCCCACCAGCUGGACCUCCAGGUGCUCCAGGUGCUCCCGGUGCAGAUGGAGCCCCAGCAGGCGCACCUCCCGCCCCACCCAAUACCAGCAGCAACCGCCGGCUACAACAGCAGCAGGCCCAGGUUGAGGAGGUGGUGGAUAUCAUGCGGGUGAAUGUGGACAAGGUUUUGGAAAGGGACCAGAAGCUUUCAGAGCUGGAUGACAGAGCAGACGCUCUCCAGGCUGGAGCCUCUCAGUUUGAAAGCUGUGCAGCCAAGCUAAAAAACAAGUACUGGUGGAAGAACUGCAAGAUGAUGAUCAUGAUGGGUAUUAUUGGAGUCAUUGUGGUUGGAAUAAUAUUCUUGUACUUCUUCCACUGAGCUCCGCCCAUCAUUACAGAUGGACAUGGACUUGAAGAUGAUAUAAGAGGGAAGAGAAAAAAACAAAAAGAAAAAAAACCCAAAUGCCACUCCUCCCCUUUUAUCAGCCCUCUCCUCCCUUUUCACACAGUCUUCCAUCAAACCAUCUUGCACUUAAACAUGACGGUAGUUUUCGUAGGCGUCUCUGCUCCCUUUAUCACCUUCCCCCCUUUCUUCUUGCUGCUUUCUUCAUCUGUUUCUCCAUGAGGUCUCACCCACUUUCUCCUGUCUGUGCACUUCAUGAAUUAUUGAAGGCUGCAGCUGGCAGGCUGAUGGAAGAAGAAAUAAAGAAGCAGGAGGGAGAGAGAAAUUCCAGAUGAAAUGUGAGGACAUGGGGCUAAGCCCACCUGAGAUAAGGGGUGGAAUGUGUUGAUAGCGACUGAACAAGAGUUUGUAGUCUUUCUACUAUAAAUACGCCAAAGCUUGUUCAAAUUACCAUUUUUGAGAGACCUACAUUUGUAAAUUGAUACUGACAUGCCUAACUAACACACACUCUUUGUCAUUACUGCUUCUAUCAUUGCUACUUACUAAUACAUGUUAGAUUAAGGUUAUGAUCAUUUUUGUUGUAUGUGUAAUUGUGAUCCAAAGCACUGUAGCUAAUAGCUUUUUCCACGUUUACCUGAUAGGCUUUUACCAGUAUUAUUUCCCCCCCAUUUCCUGUUUAACUUUCUCUCACUUGACAAGAAAGGAGAAAUCCAAAAAGAAAAAAAAGAAAAAGAAAAAAAAAGAAGAAGAAAAGGGCUGUGUAAGAGUUUGAGAAAGGAGGAGGGAAUUCAGGGAAAGAUGGCUGGAGUAUUGCAACAAUUUCCCCAUGAAUAAGUGAAACCUAAUGCAUAACUGAUGAUCAGUUAUCAGUAAAAUAAUCUUGUAAAUAUAUUUCAUUUUUACCUGGGUUUUUGUACCACAGGCGGAAAAAAUGAUGACAUUAUACUCAUUGGCAUAGCAAUAUGUAAACAGCCAGACAAACACACAAUUCAGCAACUAACAGACAAUCUACUGUAUGCAUCAACUGAGUGUAAAGCCCAAGAGGAAAGUCUCAACACUCUGAUUUGGACAGAUUUACAGCCAUGGACAGAUGAAUGUGUUGCGCCACGUUUCAAACAAACUUGUUUUGAGAGCUGUUGAGUCAACAUGUUUGUUGUUUAAGUUGAUCUGAUUUUCAGAGUGCAGGAAAAUGGGAGCAAGGACGAGCCACCUGGCCAUCCCAUCCCCUGCUGACUCACAUAAAAUACAGGCUCAUCCGUCACCUGCAGUACCAUAACGGCCAGUUUGAGGUGUUUGUUUCUUACCUGCAUGGCAAACAGUGUUCAUAGUUUUGCCUAUUUGUGUGACCUGUGUCUGCCAUUUCUAAAUCUUACUGCCGAUUGUACAUUUUCUUUAGUUAGUGGUUCAAGGACCUGUGUAUAAUAUCUUUCUGAUCAGAUACUUACUGCUUAUGCAAUAUGCAAUGCAACAAUGCUCACAAGUUUGCCACUUGCUUCUGAGAGAAAAAAAGACUGCAAACAACUAUUGUCAACAUUUGAAAUAAUAUGUAGUGUCAUUAUAGUAGAACACGUGCACAUCUGUCAGUUUAUGCUCCUGAGAUUCAUUCAGGUGUUGGGAGGGCUGGUGGAGCUCAUUUAACUUUCUUUGGACUGAUUUUGAAAGAUAAAACUGAAAAUUUGAACAACCCUGCAAAGUGCAUUUAUGUACUGUAGCGCUAAGCCAAAAUUAUCUAAUGAUAUUGUGCAACAAUAUUAUCAGGUAAUUACUAAGUGAGAUAAUAGAAUACGUUUUGUGACCUGGAUAAAAAAAAACAUUAAGAGAUGCAAAUAGAUUUGCAAAACCAAUUGCAUGUUUACCACGUUUGCUGAUGCCAAUAAAGAAAUCAUAAACUGAA